AUGAUUAUUCGUUCAUUUCUGUCCUUGCGACCAAUAUCAAAACUGUUUUUAAUUGGCGGCACGAGUGGCGCUGGAUAUGCUGUGUACAAUGGAACGACUCUUGAAGACAUUCAACAUGUUGGAGUUUUCAGAUUUGGGCGUGCCACUAUAGCUGUUGCGAAAAUUGUAUUAGACUAUAAAAUUUCAUUACGAAAUAUACCUCAACCAUCAGAAGAAUAUGAUUCGAGAAUAAAAGAGUGCCAUCAAAGAAGUGCGGAGAAUCUACUAGAACUAGCUCGGGUGAAUGGCGGCGUCUUUAUCAAGGUAUUUAAUAUAUUUGGAACUGCUUUGAAAAUAUUUAUAAUUACUGAAUAUACUAGAACACUAGGAGUUUUAAUGUCAAGAGCUCCACAAGCCACAAAAGAUGAUGUUAUUUAUGUAAUCGAGUCAGAAUUUAACAAAAAAGUUGAUGAUAUAUUCAGUGAGUUUUCCGAUAAACCAGUUGGAGCGGCAAGUUUAGCUCAGGUGCAUGUUGCUCGUUUGAAGUCGACAAAUGAAAAAGUUGCCGUGAAGGUUCAACAUAAACGUGUUUAUAAAAAUAGUAGGACUGAUAUGAAUACAAUGGAGCUUUUGGUUAAUAUCGCCGAUGCAGUUUUUCCCGAAUUUAAGUUAAUGUGGUUGGUGAAUGAGGUGAAGAAAAACUUGCCAAAUGAGCUCGACUUUCUUCAUGAAGCGAAAAAUGCCGACGAAGCUGCUAAACGGUUCAAGCAUUUGAAGUUUCUCAAAAUUCCAAAAAUCAAGUAUGAUUACACAACGAAACGUGUAUUAACCAUGGAAUUUUGCGAAGGUGCCCAAGUUGAUGAUAUUGAUUACCUUAAAAAGCACAAUAUCGAUCGUCACGACGUCUGUGCGAAAAUUGGUCGAACAAUUUCGGAAAUGAUUUUUCUCCAAGGUUACCUUCACUCAGAUCCACAUCCUGGAAACGUUCUCAUUAAUCAUCUGGGAAAAGGAAAAUACGAAAUCGUGCUUUUGGAUCACGGGUUGUAUCUUGUUAUCAGCGAUCAUAUCCGAAAGUUAUACUCGGAUUUGUGGCUUGCUAUUUUGAAGCCGGAUCUUCAAAAAAUCAGGACAGUCGCAUGUCAAAUGGGCGUUGGAGAACUUUAUGGACUAUUUGCUUGUAUCGUAACAAGACGAUCAUGGAAGUCGGUGACCAGUGGCAUUGAGAAAUCGGAAAUGGACAGCAAUGAGCAGAAUGAGCUACGAACAUAUGCCUCAUCUCUAAUUCCGCAAAUUAGUGACGUCUUGGCGCGAAUGCCCCGUGAAAUGCUUCUCAUCCUUAAAACUAACGAUUUAAUGCGAAACAUUGAGCACAAACUAAACGUGUUUGGUACCGGUGAUGCACAUUUUGAGAUGUGCCGAUGUGUUGUACGAAGCUCCCACGAAUUAUCAAUUCAACGAUCGGACAGCUCACUGGAAAAACUAAAGUUAUCGUUAAGCAUGUAUUGGUCCCUGUUUAAAAUCUGUGUAUUCCAAUAUUACUUGAGACUUAGGACAGUGUAUUUGUAG
Messenger RNA from Caenorhabditis bovis, 1545 nucleotides. Lineage: Eukaryota; Metazoa; Nematoda; Chromadorea; Rhabditida; Rhabditidae. The record is from the annotation of a GenBank genome assembly.